UUAUCUAUUCAUUAUCAAUGUGUCAAUAAGUGAGAUUUCAGAAAUUGCAAAUGAGCUUUAAAUUUGUUAAUUAUUUAAAUGUGAUAUUGAACCUUAGACAUACGUAUAUCUUUAUUAAUUAGUUACAAUUUAUCGUUCAGUUUUCUUUAUUUGCUGCUUCACGAUAUGUUGAAAAGAGGUUUCAAGAUAGCCUUGAUACAGAUGUCAGUUGGUCCUGACAAAACAAAAAAUGUAGCUAAAGCAGUCACCGAGAUUCACAAAGCAAAAGAGUGCGGCGCACACAUAGUUGCUCUCCCAGAAUGUUUCAACUCCCCAUAUGGAACAAAAUACUUCGACGAAUACGCCGAGGAAGUACCGUCCGGCGUGACAUGCCGCGCGCUGUCCCGCGCCGCGGCGGAGGCCGGCGUGUGCGUAGUCGGCGGCACGGUUCCCGAGCGGUGCGGGGACAAACUCUACAACACGUGCACGGUGUGGGACGGGACGGGCAAGUUGCUGGCCCAGCAUAGGAAGAUGCAUUUAUUCGACAUAGAUAUUCCAAAUAAGAUAACAUUCAAGGAAUCCGAAGUUCUCAGUCCUGGAAAUCAGUUAACGACCUUUGAGUAUAACGGAGUGAAGAUAGGAAUCGGCAUCUGCUAUGAUCUUAGGUUCCCAGAGAUGGCUCAUCUAAUGUCUAAACAGGGCUGUUCAAUGUUAAUAUACCCGGGCGCGUUCAACACGACAACGGGGCCCAAGCACUGGGAAUUGCUAGCAAGGUCGCGGGCGACGGACCAGCAGCUGUGGGUCGCGCUCGUGAGCCCCGCCCGGGACACGACCGCGGGGUACGUGGCCUGGGGGCACUCGCUGCUCGUGGACCCGUGGGGCAGCGUGCUGGGGGCACUGGAUGAGACGGAGGGGACAUUGGUGCACGAUGUCGAUUUAACUGUAGUCGAAGAGGUGAGGAGCCAAAUCCCAAUCAGAGUUCAACGGAGGACAGAUCUCUAUGACACCAUACAAAAGUGUUAAAUCCAAAGCCUUAUAACUUGUCUCAAUUAAUUAUAGAAUCGAAAGUGCGAGCGAGAGAGCAAGCCAUUAAAAACCAUCGCGUGAAAGAGAUGCACUUAGUGAUUAUUAUCUAUUUGCAUAGAUUAUACCAGAUGUAUAUUUUGUUAUUCUUUAUACAUAUUUUUAGUGGUCGGGAUACUUAUAUAUAGAAAUCCCAUUAUAAAUAUACAAGAAAAGCAAUA
Molecule: messenger RNA, 1223 nt
Organism: Zerene cesonia (dogface butterfly)
Lineage: Eukaryota; Metazoa; Arthropoda; Insecta; Lepidoptera; Pieridae
Product: omega-amidase NIT2
Exons: 6
Coding region: 166-1002 (278 amino acids)
Biological process (GO): oxaloacetate metabolic process; L-glutamine metabolic process
Cellular component (GO): mitochondrion
Molecular function (GO): omega-amidase activity
Source: RefSeq, a predicted model, not a curated record